Messenger RNA from Candida dubliniensis CD36, 1485 nucleotides. RefSeq lists its product as uncharacterized. Gene Ontology annotation, cellular component: cytoplasm. Bases 1 to 1485 code for a protein of 494 amino acids. Gene Ontology annotation, molecular function: carboxy-lyase activity; pyridoxal phosphate binding. Gene Ontology annotation, biological process: carboxylic acid metabolic process. The record is from RefSeq and is a predicted model, not a curated record. The transcript has a single exon. Lineage: Eukaryota; Fungi; Ascomycota; Pichiomycetes; Serinales; Debaryomycetaceae.
AUGACAAUUGAAUCAAAUUUAGAAACCAAUAGAUCUGAAGAAUUAGACAAUUUAUUGACCAAAUUAAAACCUCGGUUACUUGCCUAUAUUGAUGAAGCAGACCCUAAAUCAUCCAAUUAUAAACCGGAAUCCUUAGGUACUUUCCAUGAACCAAAAUUUUUAAAACAACAAUUUAUUGAUCCAGAUAAUGAUUUAGAUACACCAUGCACUGAAGAAGAAUUAUUUGAAACUAUUGAUAAGGUCUUGAAAUUUUCAGUAAAUACUUGGAAUCCAGGUUUUUUAGACAAAUUAUAUGCGUCAAAUAAUCCUAUUGGGGUAAUUUCUGAUAUAUUAUUGAGUAUUUUAAAUACCAAUUCUCAUGUUUAUACUGUUUCACCAGUUUUAUCAGUGCUUGAGAAUUAUAUUGGUAAAAAAUAUGCUCAAUUAUUUUUCCAUAAUGAAACUUGUGGAGGUUUAACUUUUAGUGGUGGUUCUUGGUCCAAUAUCACCAGUUUACAAAUUGCCAGAUCUUUAAAAUACCCUGAUACUAAAGUCAAAGGGAAUGGUGAUUACAAGUUUGCAUUAUAUACCAGUAAACAUUGUCAUUAUUCUGUUGAAAAAGGAGCUAUUUUAUUGGGGUUAGGAUCAGAAAAUGUAUUUAAAGUUGAUGUUGAUGAAAAUGGGGUAAUGGAUGUUAAUUCUUUGAAACAAGUUAUUGAAAGAACCAAGAAAGAAGGAUAUACCCCAUUAUAUAUAAAUGCCACUGCCGGUACUACUGUAUUUGGGUCUUAUGAUCCGUUCUUGGAAAUUAGUAAAGUUGCUAAAGAACAUAAUAUCCAUUUCCAUAUCGAUGGGUCUUGGGGUGGCAAUGUUAUUUUUUCACCAAAAUAUAGAAACAGAUUAGCUGGAAGUGAAUAUGCUGAUUCCAUUACUGUUAAUCCACAUAAAAUGUUGGGGAUUCCAAAUACUUGUUCGUUUUUGUUAUUACCUCAAGUGGCUAAUUUCCAAACCGCCAUGUCAUUGAAAGCUCCAUAUUUGUUUCAUGGACGUGAACUGGGUUCUGAUGAAAAUUAUGAUCUUGCUGAUGGUACCAUGGGGUGUGGUAGAAGAAGUGAUGCUUUCAAGUUUUAUUUGGGUUGGUUAUAUUAUGGUGAGCAAGGCUUUGCCAAACGUGUUGAGCAUGCUUAUUCUAUUAUGGAAUAUUUUGUUCAAUCAAUUGAAUCAAAUCCAAAUUUUGAAAUUGUUGGUCCUCAAUCACCACAAUGUCUUCAGGUUUGUUUUUAUUAUCAUCCUACAACAGUGAACAAAUCAAAUACGGAAAUAACAAGAUAUGUCUCGAGAGAAUUGCACAAAUUAGGGAAAUAUUUAGUUGAUUUUAGUCCUAACCCUGUUGACGAUACUCAAGGUGAAUUUUUCCGGGUGGUGUUCAAUUCUCCUAUUUUGAGUGAUAAAAUUGUUGACGAGUUGAUUGCCUCAAUAAUCAGUGUUGGCAGAGAAUUAGAGUAA